Messenger RNA from Leptinotarsa decemlineata (Colorado potato beetle), 1646 nucleotides. Its product is annotated as UDP-glycosyltransferase UGT5. The record is from RefSeq and is a predicted model, not a curated record. Lineage: Eukaryota; Metazoa; Arthropoda; Insecta; Coleoptera; Chrysomelidae. Gene Ontology annotation, molecular function: UDP-glycosyltransferase activity.
AUAUUGUAUACAAGAAUCAGUUUUCACUCAACAUCCACAAUGAAAUAUCAACUUUUAUUUUUCACAAUACUUACCACUAUCGAAUUUGUUCGAUCAGCUAAAAUACUGGGAGUUUUUCCUUACUGUUCACACAGCCAUUUUGUGCUAGGUUUUUCUAUUAUGAAGGAACUCUCUAGUAGAGGACAUUCGGUCACUUUCAUCAGCUGCUACCCUCAGAAGGUGCCAAUAGAAAAUCUGCGAGAUAUUUCUGUGAAAGAUGAUAUCAGUGGACCUUUGCAAGCAUUACAUAUCAGAAUGAAUAUAUCUACAUUCUCACAGAUGAGCUAUUGGACAAAACUAGAAGCUGGCUUGGAUUUUGGAAUGACGACAACAGAAGCUACUUUGAAGAGCAAAUAUGUUCAAGAACUAAUCAACUCCAGAGAAAAAUUUGAUUUAGUAGUACUAGAGCAUUUCGCGAAUGAAGCCCUGAUGAUUUUACCUCAUAUAUUCAACAGUCAUCUUAUUCUCGUAGCCCCAGGACCUGCUACGUUCUUUACCAACUAUUUGAUGGCCAAUCCAGCACCAUCUUCGUACGUGCCGAGCUUUCUGUCAGGAUUCAGCUCCAAAAUGGGAAUAUGGCAGCGAAUAUGCAAUGCCUACUACGAGUUGGCUGGGAAUAUCUUUAUAAGUACCAGGAUGUUACCCGAGCAGAAUGCCCUUUUGAAAAGGGUCCUUCCCGAUACUCCAGAUCUCGGAACUCUCUUAUACAAUGCCAGCAUGAUGCUUGUUUCGUCGCACAGUAUUUCUGAUCCGAUACCAUUGCAGCAGAAUAUUAAAGAUAUCGGCGGUUACCAUUUGAGCGCUCCAAGACCUCUGCCUAUGGAAAUAAAGAAGUUCAUGGACAACGCAACUGAAGGAGUCAUUGUAUUUUCCUUAGGAUCGCAUAUAAAAAGCGAUCGGUGGUUUUCUGCAGAGAGACUACGAGCUAUUCUGAAUGUUUUUUCAAAAAUCAAGCAGAAAGUCAUUUGGAAAUUUGAGAGUGACCUCGAAGAAAAGCCGGAAAAUGUGAUGCUUUUGAAAUGGUUACCACAGCAAGACGUUUUGGGUCAUCAGAAUACCGUAGCAUUCAUUACUCACGGAGGUUUACUUGGUAUCACAGAAGCAAUUUAUCAUGGAGUACCCAUUCUCGGAUUGCCAAUCGUAUGGGACCAACACAAAAAUGCUGAAGAAGCGGUUCAUACGGGAAUGGGAUUGAAAAUCGACUUUCUCGAUUUGAACGACAAAAACUUUGACAAUGCUUUAAACGAGCUUUUAAAUAAUCCUAAGUAUAGAGAGCAUGCUAGAGUGCGUUCUAAAAUAAUGAGAGAUCAACCAAUGAAACGAUUGGACGAAGCCAUCUUCUGGAUUGAAUACGUGAUACGUCACCAUGGAGCACCACACAUGAGGUCUUCUGCUAUUGAUCUCAGCUGGUAUCAACUAUAUCUGAUAGACAUUUUAUUUUUACUAAUUUUGUUAUCUUCUUUGAUAGUUUUGAUUGUAUAUACGUUUAUUAGACGAAUGCGUAUCAGGACAGGAGAAAUUGUGAAGAAUAAAACUAAAGUAGAUUGAUAUCAAAUUGAAUUGGUACACGUCUAUGUGAACAAUAGAUUGUGGUUGUCGGUAACAAA